Psylliodes chrysocephalus is the source of this 2186-nucleotide messenger RNA. NCBI's taxonomy places the organism in Eukaryota, Metazoa, Arthropoda, Insecta, Coleoptera, Chrysomelidae. The record is from the annotation of a GenBank genome assembly.
UAAGUAUUAGCGAACGAACGUUCUUAUUAAAAUAGAUUGGCAUAUUAUUUAUCAAUUUAAGUGUUGUGUUGUUUAAAAAUUUUACCUACUGUUUAUUAGCUUUAAGGCUUUUACAGUAACUUACUCUCAUGUUAUAUUACAUCCAUCAAUACAUUCGUAUUUGAGACGUAUUUAUUAUUAGAACAGAUUUGUGGAUGAUGAGCUUGAUGUAUGCAUGAAUAGUUGAUUUACAAGAAAUGUGAAAACCAUGGACGGUUUUCUAAGAGUAAACAGUGCUAACUUGCCAGAGUCUCCUACCAAUUCGUUUCUGGCUGACGAAGUAGCAUCGAUAUGUCCAUUGAUCACUCCUUCGCCGCCGACAAAUGCUUUGGUCCAUCCUAUGCCAGAACCAGCACCGAACUUCUCGAUCGGUCUCGAAUUGGCAAACAAACUCCACCAUGUCAAAGCUGAUGGAACUUCAGAUGAAGAAAAAGCAGAAUCAGCUUCGUCAAGCUCAUCAGUUCUAGCAGAGCCGGCUUGCGCCCAGUUAUUAAACCACAGGAAUGUUUACCAGCAUAUGGGCAAAGAUGAGGAAAAAGAGGCCGAGGAAAACAUGGGCAAAAGCCAGAAUCUUCAACUGACAUUCAGAAAUCCUCCAGACAAUUAUUUUUUCAUGUCAUGGAAUUGGCCGAUAAUAAGAAAAAUAUCAGGAUGGGCAUUUAUAUCAGGAAUUUUAGCCAUGAUAGCGCUGAUUAUAGCUAUGAUAGUAACAAUGCCAAAAACCUGCAAUCCACCGACAUUCUGGUAUCAAGGAAACUUGCUCUAUGAAAUAUUCCCAGCCAGUUUCUACAGCGCGAAAAGAAAUAUGGAAGGAGAUUUAAUUGGAAUAGCUCUGAAAGCUGAUUACAUACAAAAAUUAGGAGUCAGAGGUGUUCGGCUAAAUUCGAUUUUUGACAAUCCUAAUUAUCCAUAUGAUUUCGACAACGUUACAAGUCUCACUACUAUUGCACCAAUUCUUGGCUCUCUCAGCGAUUUCAACAUGAUGGUGAGACAGUUAAAAGCUCGAAACAUUUCGGUAAUACUCGAUUUACCGCUGUAUCCUUACGUCAAAAGAUUGGUACAUAAAAAAGUAAAUGCAAGAAACGAAACAACUUCUGGAUCCACUGUUGAGUUUUUAAGGAGUGAGCGUAGUCAAGAACUUGAUAUUAUUGAAGAAGCCAUCCUGCAUUGGAUAUCUAACGAUGUAGAAGGUUUUUAUUUAAAAGGACUGGAGAUGUUACAGGAUGAUCCAAAUUUGGUAGAAUCGUUGCAAAGAUGGAAAAAAAUUCUCGGAGAGAAUAGAAUGUUAUUAGUAAGCGAGAAAUUUAUUUCUACAACUAAGCCUCAGAAUUUGAACUUCGUGUUAAACAACGUUGAUUUGGUGGAUAUUAAAAUAGAUAUUAGUGAUGGUGUUAAUUCUGUCAGUAAACAAAUCAGAUCGUUACAAAAUAGCACCUUUUUCUCAAAACCGGGCAUGCCUUGGAUCCAAUGGUCUCUUGGAAAUGUAUAUUCGAAACGUCUAGCAAAUAUAGUACCUUACGGAAAUGGAACAUUAGGAGCUGCAUUACUGCAACUGAUGCUACCUGGAACUCCAUCGAUCUUCUACGGCGAUGAAAUCGGUCUUAAAGAUAUUUCAGAUUCGAAAGGAGAACAAGACGAUAUUAAACAUUUACAUCAACUGACGAUGAUGCCUUGGGAAAAUGAAAAUAUCAACAUACUACCUUGGAUACACGGAGAUUUUAAAGUUACUGGAAAAUACGAUCAAGUAGAUCUAAUCAGUAAAAUGAUGGCUUUAAGAGUAAUAUCUCCAUCGAUCUAUAUGAAUUCGGUUUACAAGGAAGGAGUAAAUAAAGCUAACAUUGAGGUUAAAUAUGCCGAAAAUAAUUUGUUGGUCGUGCAAAGAUGGUAUCCGAGAAGGAAAGCUUACGUGCUGGCUUCCAAUUUGGGUAGUCAACAGUUAAAUAAGGAUUUGUCCACUCUUCUUUACAGCGGGGAAAUUGUUGUAGGUCCCCAGCCCGAUUCGGUGUUAGGUACCCUUUUAUUUAAGGAUGUUUCGCUGUGGCCAGGAGAAUCUGUUAUUCUUGUACUAGUCUAAAUUUAAUUUUUAAGAUCGUGUAAUUUUUUUUAGUUGUUUUUUAGAUUUUAUGAUUAUAUAAAAUGCGUUAACU